UUUUUUAUUCUCUUUAAAUUUAGUAUAGAUAUAGAUUAAGUUGUCCGAAAACUCUACAUUUUGAAAAACCAUUUACAAAGCAUCUUCUUCAUUCCUCCCUUCUAUUUUCUCUCCGAAUUUGAUUUAGAAAAGAUGGUGGAUCGAGACCGGGAUUGGGAUUUUUAUCUCAGAACCUUAUCCAACAGUGCUAGGGACUCGAAUGUCGCCAACGAUCCCGCUUCCGAUCCUAAUAUCCUUCAAUCAGUUAAAAAGCUAUAUGAAUUGUGCAAAGCUGAGAAUUCUGAGGAUUUGGUGGCUCGGGUUUAUCCACAGUUUAACAAGAUUUUUCAGCGUUCAGUGUCCUCCCUAUCUCAAUCUAGAACUUCAAAUGGUCUCCUCUUACUGGCCAUUCUUCAAUUUUUCAUUGAUUUUGGUGAAGUAGUCUUACAUGAUGCGGAUCCCAGUCUGAAGACAUUUUUUCGUUCAUGUUUGAGCCGUGAGUUUGCAGAUCCAAUUGUUGCAGAAGCAGUUUUGGAAUUUCUGAAUGCAAAUCUGAAUAAAUUUCUUACUUCUUUUCCUACACUGCUGCCACAGUUCUUUCCAUUGCUGCUAAAGCUGAUUGCGUGGAAUGGAGAAAAAUUAGAGAAACCAUUUUUGAAAAUCUUUCCAGCAUUGAUUUCUCCUGGGUCUUUUCUUCCGCUGUUUCCAUCUCUCAUGGAUUUCCCUAUAUUGGUAGUUGCAUUGGAAAAGGUAGAGCGUUGCUCUGGAUCACUAGUUGGAAACAGCAUUGCUUCAAUCCAGAAGAGUAAAGCUCCUGAGAUGCUACUUGCACUCAUGGAUGAGGCUUACACUGGUUCAACCAUCGGGGAUGGAGGAGGAGACUCUGAAUCUGAGGAUAGCAACACAUUAGAUGUUGCUGAUCCUCUCUUCCUCGAACUUUUAAAGGAUGAAAAUGAUGGUCUUUCGGAACGACAUUGGAAUUCUCCUGGGAUGACUGCAGUAAUUCAGGCUGCAUUAAAUACUGCUCAAUCAGAUAGGCUGGAACAAUUGCUGAACAUGACUCCUCGGAUUCUUGAUGUCUACUUUUCUGUGGCACUGCGAGUGGUUAACAAUUCAUUAAUCUGUGCAUUGAUUCCUUUGCUUAUGUCAAGAAACUCAAUAUUGUUUCCCAACAAAGAUUUCUCCUAUAAGGUCCGUAAGAGGCUCCUAGAAUUUAUGCUUGCUGCAUUUCAGCGGUCGCCUGCUUUCAUUGCGCUUCUCAAGAAGCCUAUAAUGGACCGUCUUGGAGAAGCUUAUGAGAAUCCUGCCAAGACUGAACUGGCAUUGCAAUUGUGUUGGGCGAUUGGAGAACAUGGCGGGGGUGGCAGAUCUCACAAAGAUGCAGCACGUGAACUUUUUGAAAGCUUAGAGUUGCUUUUAUAUGAAAAUCUUUUAUCUAGUCGUCUAGGUUUGAGACAGGACUCGGGUGAUAAUUCCAGUGGUGAAAGCUUCAGAAGGUCAUCACAGUCAAGACUUCUAUGUUUUGUUAUUACAGCAAUUGCAAAACUUGCAACGUACCACCGCGAAUUACUUCCGAGAGCGCGAGUCUCACUGGGAAAGGUAGCUCGGUCUCGAACCUCAGAUUCCAGGGUCUGGACUCGGGCUCACGAUUAUUUAGGACUAUUGAGUGACCCUGGAGUUUCUUUGUCCAUUUUGGGGCCUUCAAAACCUGCCAUUGAAGAUUCACACAACCCAGGCACUGUCGAUUGGAGUCAAGGCAGAACUAAGAUGGUUGCACACAUUCCAUUUUACAUUCUCCGCGAACAAGAAGGUCCUCCUUUCCAUGAUUUCUCAUUUUCAGAUAUUCUUCCAAGGAGAUGAUGAACCCUGAUGUAGCAUAGAGCAAUAAUGUCUCAUUUUCAAGCUUUUGCUCCUCUCAAUAUCAUCAUCAGUCUGAAUGUUCCUGAUCAGCACCCCCCGAGCUACCGAACAAUUCAUCAUCGAGUAGUUCAUCUUGAGGUAUUGUGCCUUGUAGGAUGUUCAAAGUUGAGCUUUCACAUGAGAAAUUGCUUACGGAUUUUCUCCUUUUAAUUCGAUUUCCAUUCUCCCCACUGAUCAAGGAAAAGGGGUGAAACCUAUUUGUAAAUUAUUACAUAAACAGCUUGAAAGUUGAAAGUUGAAAGUUGAAAGGCACCUAUUUCAUGCUAUAUCUUUGGCUGUCACCUUCAAAAUAUAGCCGUACUUGUUGCCCUAAGAUCUGAAAAAACAUGUUUUCAUACCAAUCACCAAAUAUGGCAAUGGCAAUUAUUACAGUUUCUUAUUCAAAAUUGUUGAAUAUUGAAAGCCCCUUUGAUUGAGGCAACAGUUUCAGUCAUAAUUCUAUGCAUUGAAACCAUUGAUUGAAAAGGCACUCUUUGAGUUACUGAAUGAUCAAUGAUGUUGAGAGCAACUGUUAGAAUGCUUCCAUCAGCUACAUCUUCCUCACCAUUCAUUCUUGGACUAUCUGGAAGGAUUGCGAAGCCAGAAGGCAAGAUAGCCACGUAAUCUGGGUUUCCUCCACGUAAGACCACUGCCAUUGCGUAGAUAUCAACAGGUGCAAAGACUACAUAGGACCCCGAUUCGUCGAAGAAACUCUCUUGCAGGUAAAAGAUCUCAAUUCGUCUCGGUGCUGACUGCAAAUUUGGGAAGUUUUCUAGUUAUAGUUUUGAACAGCUAAAAGUACUGGUGUGUAGAAAAAAGUUGAAGCAACAAACUUACAUUCACUUGAAUUAUGGACACUCGGUUUCUUGAAUCGGUGCCAUUGAUGAUGCAAGAAAGUUCUGUAAUGACAUGACCAUAUGAAAGGAUGUCCCACUGCACAAUAUAUAUAUAGUGAAAGUUGAUUCGAAUUAGUA
Molecule: messenger RNA, 2852 nt
Organism: Cucumis sativus (cucumber)
Lineage: Eukaryota; Viridiplantae; Streptophyta; Magnoliopsida; Cucurbitales; Cucurbitaceae
Product: AP-5 complex subunit zeta-1
Exons: 16
Coding region: 133-1839 (568 amino acids)
Cellular component (GO): AP-5 adaptor complex
Source: RefSeq, a predicted model, not a curated record